AACAAAUCUCAAUUAUAUACCUAUCUCCCCUCGAUAUCCGCUCGGUCGCAUCAUCAUCACGAUCAAUUCACGAUGUCGUCGAAUUCAUAUGCCAUGGCCACAAUCGGGGCUCGAAAUUUCAAUCAUGAUCAGAGCGGAGAAGCGGAAGCUGAAUAUGACCGACUGCGCGAUCUCGCACGACAAGAAGCUGCGAAGCGAUCUAGUUGUUUUGACAGAGCACACCAAGCCUACGAACGCGGCGAUGGAGCAGCAGCGCACGAGCUCUCGGAGGAGGGAAAACAACAUGCCGCCAAGAUGGAUAUGUAUAAUAAGCAAGCGUCGGAUUACAUAUUCCGCGAGAAUAACGCCCCGGGAAGAGUGGCUGAUGAUACGAUUGAUCUCCACGGACAGUUUGUCGAGGAGGCGGAACGUAUCCUGGAGCAGAGGAUUCGAUACGCGCAGCAGAAUGGCCAGACGCAUUUACACGUGAUCGUAGGGAAAGGCAACCACUCCGUAAACCACAUCCAGAAGAUCAAACCUCGAGUCGAGCAAGUAUGUCAAGAACUCGGUCUGCAAUACGCGACCGAAGAGAAUGCCGGCCGCAUCUACAUCAAUCUGCAAGGCGGCCCUGCUGUCAUGCCGCCUGAGCAUAAUAAUAGCCACAACCACCAUGGAGGAGGAGGAGGCCAGCAGCAGCAGCAGCAGUCUCAUGGCGGCUAUCAACAACAACAACAACCUGGCUACGCGCCAGCACAAUCACAUCAACAAUCUACUUACCAAGCCCCUCCUCCUCCACAAACUAAUAACGAAAACGACGAGCUGGAAGAGCUGGCUAUAAAGGUGAUACCGAAGAUUUUAAAGAAACUGAGCGGUUGUUGCGUCGUCAUGUAAUUUCUAUCUAGAACGAUCUAUCUACCUCAUCUUGGUUAGGUAGCGCGCGGAAGAAGAAGAAGAAAACGAUACGAAUUUUCAUGGACUCAAGCAAGAAUCGGAUUUGGGAUGAUAAUAUAAUGUGGUGGUAGUUGGAGAGAUAGAUACCCUUUAGGAUGUUAGUUGUUCGUCCAAGAUCUACUUACUUCUCUGCGAUUUGAAGAGAUAUAUGUAUGUAGGUAGCUUGGUGUAUGGAGAUGAAGAAAAAAAAAAGGUUGUCGUCUGAAGAAAUACUCGUUCAGGUAUCUAUUUUGUAUGCCUGCGUACC
This is a messenger RNA of Amorphotheca resinae ATCC 22711, 1177 nucleotides long. RefSeq lists its product as hypothetical. The record is from RefSeq and is a predicted model, not a curated record. NCBI's taxonomy places the organism in Eukaryota, Fungi, Ascomycota, Leotiomycetes, Helotiales, Amorphothecaceae. The coding region runs from base 73 to 870 and encodes 265 amino acids. The transcript is spliced from 4 exons.